AUGGCAAACCUGGCCGCUCGAAUACCCAAAGGCACUUGGGACACGCACAUGCACUGCGUAGACCCAACCAACUUCCCGCUUUCCAAGGAUGCAAAGUACACACCAUCACCACACACCAUCCAACAAGCCCAGACGUUCCUCUCGUCCCUUGGGAUCACCAAAAUGGUCAUCGUGCAGCCGUCAAUCUACGGCAACGACAACAGCUGCACGCUCGACGGGCUCAAGCAACUAGGUCCCAGAAACGGGCGGGCAGUCAUCCAGUUCGACCCUGAUGUAGCGAACGAACAGCAGCUCCGCGAAUGGCACGACCUAGGCGUACGAGGCGUCCGACUCAACUUCAAAAGCGUCGGAGCGAAGCUCGAAGCCACCUCGCUCGCGGCACAGCUACACAAGUACGCCAAAGCCGUCCGGCCGCUGAACUGGGUUAUGGAGAUCUACAUCGCCAUGGAGGACAUCCCUCUGCUUGAGCCGGUAGUGCCAGAGCUGGGGGAUGUGAAGAUCUGUAUCGACCACUUCGGCCAUCCGAGCGAUGCGUCCAUUUCUACUGCCCAGUCGAGCGAGCUUCUGCCUGGGUUCGCUGCGCUCGAUGAGCUGCUGAAGCGGGACAACGUUUGGGUCAAGGUCUCUGCUGGAUACCGGUUACAUCGUGACCCGAAGCAUCCGCUGGUUCAGUCUUUGGCUAGGUAUAUCUUGAGGAUGAGGCCGGAUCGGUGCGUCUUUGCUACUGACUGGCCGCAUACGAGGUUCGAAGAUGUGGAUGUAACGCAGUAUUUGCAGGAGCUGUUUGAGUGGUGCGAGGCUGAGAAUGUGUCGAUUGAGGAUAUCUGUGUUAAGAAUGCUGAGGAGCUGUUUGACGCGUGA
This is a messenger RNA of Saxophila tyrrhenica, 861 nucleotides long. RefSeq lists its product as uncharacterized. The coding region runs from base 1 to 861 and encodes 286 amino acids. The transcript has a single exon. The record is from RefSeq and is a predicted model, not a curated record. NCBI's taxonomy places the organism in Eukaryota, Fungi, Ascomycota, Dothideomycetes, Mycosphaerellales, Extremaceae. Gene Ontology annotation, molecular function: hydrolase activity.